Molecule: messenger RNA, 240 nt
Organism: Symbiodinium pilosum
Lineage: Eukaryota; Dinophyceae; Suessiales; Symbiodiniaceae
Source: the annotation of a GenBank genome assembly
AUGCUCCCAGUUGCGGACUUCACGGCACCACCAGCCCUGCGUGGCGCAGCCGCGGCGGAAGGAUCCCUGGCGGGUAUCGAGCUCGAGACCAGAGCUCCCAUGGUCCUGGUUGAGGCUCUGCCUGAGCCGCGGCCUAACGAUGCGAUGCUUCCUGUGGAGCUCAACCGUACCUCGUUGUACUGGGGCCUGCUGCUGAUUUGCAUCCUCUCCGUGCUCUUCUCCAGCUACUUCUUCAACUGA